Fragaria vesca subsp. vesca is the source of this 3909-nucleotide messenger RNA. Its product is annotated as putative disease resistance protein RGA3-like. The transcript has 4 exons. The record is from RefSeq and is a predicted model, not a curated record. NCBI's taxonomy places the organism in Eukaryota, Viridiplantae, Streptophyta, Magnoliopsida, Rosales, Rosaceae. The coding region runs from base 1 to 3909 and encodes 1302 amino acids.
AUGGAGACACUUCCUAGGUAUGAUUUGACAAAACUCUCAGAUGAUGAAUGUUGGCUCAUUCUAAAGAGUAAAGUAGUUUCACCUAGAAGUACUCUACAAGAAGAUCAAGAGAGAACUGGAAAGGAGAUUGCAAAAAAAUAUGAAGGUGUUCCACGUACUAGUGGCAAAGAAUCUCUGCUCACUUUUGCAGCCCGGGAACUUCUGAAGAAGGUGGCUGUACUUGCCGGUGAAGAAUUCAGUCUUCUGUGGGGAUUCGAGAGUGAACUUGCAAAUAUGCACACAUCAUCGGUCAAGCUUCAAGCUAUGUUACGAGCUGCCGAGCAUCUGACACAAGAUCAGGGCGAGGACGUGAAGAUCUGGGUGAAGGAGAUUGAAGAGAUAGCUGGUGAUGCGGAUGACCUGCUGGAUGACUUUGGAUAUGAAGAACUCCGGCGCAAAGUAGAACUGCAAGAUCACAUGAUGAAGAAGAAGAAAAAGAUGUUGUCAAUCUUCGAUCCCGUUGCAUUUCGCCACAAAAUGGGUCGUAAAAUUAAGAGAAUUAACAAAUCUCUUGUGAAGCUAGAGAAUCAGGCAGCUAGUUUUCACUUGGUACUUGCUGGGAAUGAAAUGUCUGAUGAUGCAGGAGUUGAUAGGCAAACUGUGUUCUGCUUUGAUGAAGAUGAAAAGAAUAUCAUUGGAAGGGAUGAGGUUGUGUCAGAUAUAUGGGAGGCCUUGAUCAACUCAAGUAAAAUUAAUCAAGGUAAUCAUCUUCCAGUUUUGGCUAUUAUGGGUAUGGGAGGCCUGGGAAAGACGACUGUGGCGAAAUCAAUAUACAAUGCUGAUGAGAUUGGUAGACACUUUCAACAAAAAAUAUGGAUAUGUGUAUCCACCACUUUUGAUGUCGAGAAGAUUUUAAGAGGGAUCUUGGAAUAUCUCAGUGCGGAGAAGGCUGCAGUGAAAGGCAAGGCUGCAAUACUCAAACACCUCCAAGAUGAACUGGAAGGGAAAAGAUACCUUCUCAUACUGGAUGAUGUUUGGAAUGAAAAUCUUCAGAAAUGGGAUGAUUUGAAGACGUGUUUGGAAAGUGCUAGAGGUACAGAAGGGAGCAGCAUCAUUGUCACCACCCGCAAUAGCAAAGUUGCACAAAUCAUGGAGACGCUUCCUAGGUGUGAUAUUGGGAAACUCUCACAUGAUGAAUGCUGGCUGAUCUUGAAGAACAAAGCCGUUCCAGUUGGAAGUACUCUGCCUGAACAUCAAGAGAGAACCGGAAAGGAGAUUGCCAAGAAGUGUGGAGGAGUGCCACUAGUAGCCAAGGUUUUGGGAAGUCUAAUGCGUUCUAAAAGCACCAAUGAAUGGUUGGAAAUUGAAAGGAGUACCAUAUGGGAUCUAAAAGAAGAAAGUAAAAGAAUCUUUGCAGUACUGAACUUCAGUUUUUCUGCGUUGAAACCACCAUCUUUAAAGAAGUGUUUUGCUUAUUGCUCAAUGUUCAUGAAAGAUUUCAAUAUGGAAAAGGAUGACUUGAUCCAACUUUGGAUGGCUAUGGGGUUGCUUGAGUAUCCAUCUCUCAAUGAAAGUCGAGAAGCGAUGGAGGACAUAGGCAAUGCAUAUUUUAAUACCCUACUGGGAAAUUCUCUUUUUCAAGAUGUUACAAAGGAUAAGUAUGGUAGUAUUACUCACUGCAAGAUGCAUGAUCUUGUGCACGAUCUUGCAGAAAAUGUAUCGAAAUCAAUGUGCUUGACACGAUAUUCCAACAAGAUCCAACAUGUGGAGCAGAAUCAUAUGUCUAGUUUACAGAGAAUUCUCUUUCUGAAGAGAAGUUGGAAACUGUUCUUGAAUAAUGAAACUAUUGAUCGCAUCUUACCGGGAUUUAAAUCUCUGCGUGUCCUAAAGUUAUUCGAGGCAGAUAUUGUGGAGUUGCCAGAUUCACUUGGAGAAUUGACACAUUUGAGAUAUCUGGAUGUUUCCAGAACAAAAGUUAAAGUACUGCCCCAAUCAAUUGGAAAGCUUUAUUACCUACAAACGUUAAGAAUGUAUCCUCUCGUCUCUCUUGAAAAGCUUCCACAUGAACUGCAAAACUUGAUCAACUUACGACAUCUUUAUUUUGGUCGAAGUUUGCAAUUUCCGGUAGGGAUUGGGAAAUUGAGUAAUCUUCGAUCAUUAUCUCAUUUUAGGGUGAGUAAGGAGAUAGGCUGUGGUAUAGGAGAGCUGGCUGGCCUAAACCAAUUGACAGGUGAACUAUCUAUCUACAAGCUGGAACUUGUGAGACAUGAAAAAGAAGCAAAGAAAGAAAACUUGGUGGCCAAGUCAAAUAUAAGAACGUUAAAGUUUCAGUGGUCACGAGGAGAAGGCUGGGAAAGAUACAGUGAUGAAUCUGUACUGGAGGGUCUUCAGCCACAUUCUAAUUUGGAAUUCUUAGAGAUUCACAAAUUCAUGGGAUUGAGAUUUCCGUCAUGGAUGAUGAGUAGGUCUUUCCUGCUAAACAAUUUGAAAGAAAUUAAGUUGGCCAGUUGCAACAAAUGCGAAGAAGUACCAAUUCUCGGCCAUCUUCCUAAUCUUAGACAUAUUAGGAUUGAUACGAUGCAUGGACUUAAACGUCUGGGAGCUGAGUUUUAUGGAUACGACCGUGUCGCUAUGACAAUGGAGGAGACAAAGGCUCUAUUUCCUGCAUUGAAAACAUUACAUUUUGAGAGCGCCAGAUACCUAACUGAUUGGGUGGAAGCGCCAACAGAGAGAGUCAUAGUGUUUCCUUGCCUUGAGGAGCUGUCCUUGAUGUAUUGUUACGGAUUGGCAAAUGCUCCGAGUCAUUUUCCAUCUCUCAAGAAGUUGGUGAUAUGUGGCAUCCAUAGAGGAGGCAUGCCUGUAGCAAGUAUCCUCAGUAGUAAACUUACCACUCUCACUUCUCUCAAAAUAGACGGGGUAGACGGACUUGCUUGUCUGCCCGAGGGGAUGCUAGAAAACAACAAGAACCUUGCACAUUUGGAGAUAAGUAGUUGUUCGGAGCUAACUUGUAUUUCUCCCCAAUCACAAGGAUCCGAGUACUGCUGCACUUCUCUUCAGUCACUGAAGAUUUCCAGCUGUCCAAAUCUGAGGUUUUUACCUGAUGGGCUACUCACACCCUCUCUCAAGCAGUUAAGUUUGUAUCGUUGCGAGAGCCUAGAGUGCAUCCCAGAUAUCACACACGGUGGUCUCACAUCCCUUGAAAAAUUGGAAAUAAAGGAAUGCUCUAGAAUGAUCUCCAUUCCACUUGAAGGGGGCCUCCCAUCCCUUCAGAAAUUGGAGAUAGAAGGUUGUCCUGAGUUAUCAAGCUUGCCGAGUGCACUAGAAGACUGUACCUCUAUCCGGAGUUUGUCAAUAACAAUGUGCCCUAAGCUACGGUCCAUUUCAAUCAACAGUCUCAGUUCAUCCCUCCAAGAGUUGUGUGUAAGUAAUCUGGACUCUCUUCCAACGUUAGGAGGCUUCACAUCCCUCCGGAGAUUGACAAUAGAGAAGUGUCAGAGUCCAGAAAUAGGGCUAGAGUCUUGGGCCUCUCUUCAAAUUCUUGUCUCUCUUGAAGAGUUGAAAGUAAGACGUUGCCCUAAUCUAGAGACUCUUCCAUGUUUAAACAAUCUCACAUCCCUCCAUCGGUUGUGGAUUUCUGACUGUUCUCAGUUAACAAGUCUUCCCAGUGAGGUUGUCCUCCCAUGUUUGAAGAAUUUGACCAUUGGUGGUUUUCCUAAUUUGGACACAUUCCCUAUCAUUCAAGGUCUACCAAAUCUUGAGUCCUUAACAUUGAGGGGCUGGCCAAAGCUCACGUCUCUACCUGAAAGACAGAUUCAACAUUUCAGUUCUUUGAGACAAUUGCGUAUAAUGUUCUUUGAGGGAGUGGAGGCUAUUCCAGAAUGGCGUGAUUCUGGAUCAUUUGGAUGCCUUCCUGCUGAUCACGUCAAUUAA